CAUCACACCGAAUGGAUUAAGUCGGUAAAAUAAGCGAGCGGUGGAGCGCAAAAUUGAAUUAUUUAUUAUAUCGUAUCGUUUGUAAAGCACAAUUAUUCGGCGGCCGUGUGGCCAAAUGUCGAUGUCUUUUUUUCGUAUCAGUUUGAUUCGGUGCGGUCCUGUAAAGUCGCACAUUUGCGCUCGAAAAAAUCCACUUUAAUAUUGUCACUAUUUCCUUGUCAAACGGUCGUAUCGGAGCAUUUCUCGAAUACGCUCCGAAUUUAAUAAAAGUUUAUUAAUUUUUUUAUUUCUUUUUCGGGGUAAUUUUAUUUUUCUGUGAAAAUGGUGCUCAUCGGAAUAGGCUUCCAAGCCCUGCACGUCGCGCAAGCACCAUAGACCAGACAAAAUGUUCGCCGUGAUGCAAAUCGACGAGGAUCAUACACGGGACUUUAGGCGUAAACUGCGCCCCAAGUGCGAAUUCGUUUGCAAGUACUGCCAGCGCAGAUUCACCAAGUCUUACAACUUGAUGAUACACGAGCGCACCCACAAGAGCCCCGAGCUGAACUUCAGCUGCGAGGUGUGUGGGAAAAGUUUCAAGCGGCAGGAUAACUUGCGUCAACACAGAUGUAGUCAAUGCUUGUGGCGGUGAAGGUCAUGGAGUUUGCACGAUCCAACAACAGCGGUCUCUCUAACAACAUACA
Papilio xuthus (Asian swallowtail) is the source of this 680-nucleotide messenger RNA. RefSeq names its product odd-skipped family member drumstick (gene drm). Gene Ontology annotation, cellular component: nucleus. Gene Ontology annotation, biological process: regulation of transcription by RNA polymerase II; embryo development. The record is from RefSeq and is a predicted model, not a curated record. Gene Ontology annotation, molecular function: DNA-binding transcription factor activity, RNA polymerase II-specific; RNA polymerase II transcription regulatory region sequence-specific DNA binding. NCBI's taxonomy places the organism in Eukaryota, Metazoa, Arthropoda, Insecta, Lepidoptera, Papilionidae. The transcript has 3 exons. The coding region runs from base 386 to 628 and encodes 80 amino acids.